Molecule: messenger RNA, 3761 nt
Organism: Bubalus bubalis (water buffalo)
Lineage: Eukaryota; Metazoa; Chordata; Mammalia; Artiodactyla; Bovidae
Gene: SPNS2
Product: sphingolipid transporter 2
Exons: 12
Coding region: 843-2699 (618 amino acids)
Biological process (GO): sphingosine-1-phosphate receptor signaling pathway; transmembrane transport; lipid transport
Cellular component (GO): membrane
Molecular function (GO): transmembrane transporter activity; sphingolipid intramembrane carrier activity
Source: RefSeq, a predicted model, not a curated record
GCUUCUCCUAAGGGCAUCCAGGUCCCCCUCGCCUCUGCAGACAUCACCUCCCAAGCCCCUCUGUGGGCUCCUUGCCCCCUCCCUGCCCUUGCUUGGCCUCCUUUGGCUGGAUCAGAGCAAGUCAUCCUGCCUUGGAGCCUGGGACAGGUUCCUCCAGCCUCCUGGGCUCCGGGGAAUGCACUGACCAGCACUUACAGCCUGGGAGAUGGGGGAGACAGAGGUCAAGCCUGAUGGGAGUGUGGGAGGGAGCAGGCUGCCAAGCUGGUGAGGGAAGGGCAGGAGGGAACCUCGUCCCCCAUCCUCCUCCCUCCAGAGCCCCUGAGUCACUGGGGGCCCAGCCCAAGCCUCAUCCCCUUCCAGGUUGCUGAGUGAUCUUCCCCUGCUCUCGUCUCCUCCAUUCAACCCCCACUGAUGGAGGUCAGGGCCAGUGCAUCCACCCAGGGAGAGGGUGGGAGGGCUGCAAGGGUCAUGGCUUUGCCACAGUUAUGUCCUGGGCUGUGCCUGUCUUGGUUAAGAGAGAAGUCAUGGCAGCCCCUACUUAUCCCUGGUCACCUGGUUGGAGGUGGACAGACCAUCCACAGCAUCGUCAUCUUUGAUUCAUCCUCCUCCAAGCUCCCUUUGGUCGGCUUCACUUUCAGGAUGGAAGCAUAGAGGUCAAGAGAGGGGAAGUGACUUGCUCAAGGUCUCAUGGUGAGAGAGUAGCAGGCCUGGCAUUGGGACUUCUGCGUAUGGGGUCUUCUUGGCUUGGGAUGGGACACAGACACUCACUGGAUUGGUGAGGCUUGUCCCAGGCGUCAGAGUGUCUGGCAUCUCAACAUUCUUUGGUUUUCAUCUGCAGCUUCAUGGUGGCCGCCCCCAUCUUCGGCUACCUGGGUGACCGCUUCAACAGGAAAGUGAUCCUCAGCUGCGGAAUUUUCUUCUGGUCGGUGGUCACGUUCUCCAGCUCCUUCAUCCCCCAGCAGCACUUCUGGCUGCUGGUCCUCUCCCGCGGGCUGGUGGGCAUCGGCGAGGCCAGCUACUCCACCAUCGCGCCCACCAUCAUCGGCGACCUCUUCACCAAGAACACGCGCACGCUCAUGCUGUCUGUCUUCUACUUCGCCAUCCCGCUGGGCAGCGGCCUGGGCUACAUCACCGGCUCUAGCGUGAAGCAGGCGGCCGGAGACUGGCACUGGGCCUUGAGGGUGUCCCCCAUCCUGGGCAUGAUCACGGGAACGCUCAUCCUUGUCCUGGUCCCGGCCACGAGGAGGGGCCACACCGACCAGCUUGGGGGGCAGCUCAAGGCACGGACGUCAUGGCUCCGGGACAUGAAGGCCCUGAUCCGCAACCGCAGCUACGUCUUCUCCUCCCUGGCCACGUCGGCCGUGUCCUUCGCCACAGGGGCCCUGGGCAUGUGGAUUCCGCUCUACCUGCACCGUGCCCAAGUCGUGCAGAAGACGGCGGAAACCUGCAGCAGCCCGCCCUGUGGGGCCAAGGACAGCCUCAUCUUUGGGGCCAUCACCUGCUUCACGGGUUUUCUGGGCGUGGUCACGGGGGCAGGAGCCACACGCUGGUGUCGCCUGCGGACCCAGAGGGCUGACCCACUAGUGUGUGCUGUGGGCAUGCUGGGCUCCGCCAUCUUCAUCUGCCUCAUCUUCGUGGCCGCCAAGAGCAGCAUCGUGGGGGCCUAUAUCUGCAUCUUCGUAGGGGAGACGCUGCUGUUUUCUAACUGGGCCAUCACCGCGGACAUCCUCAUGUAUGUGGUCAUCCCCACCAGGCGGGCUACUGCUGUGGCCCUGCAGAGCUUCACCUCCCACCUGCUGGGGGAUGCCGGAAGCCCCUACCUCAUUGGCUUUAUCUCUGACCUGAUUCGCCAGAGCACCAAGGACUCCCCACUCUGGGAGUUCCUGAGCCUGGGCUAUGCCCUCAUGCUCUGCCCCUUCGUCGUGGUCCUGGGUGGCAUGUUCUUCCUGGCCACCGCGCUCUUCUUCCUCAGCGACCGUGCCAAGGCUGAGCAGCAGGCUCUCCCACCUCCCCCUGGGGCUGACGAGGUCCCUGCCCAGCACGUCCGGCCCGCCGGCUCCCGCGAUGCGAUGCUCCAGAGCAGUGCCCGGGCCCGGCCCCCGCUGAUGUGCCACCUUGACCCCCGCCCGUCUCUCCCCCAGGGUGAACCAGCUGGUGAUGCCUCCUACAUCCAUGAAAGUCUGAGGCAGUGCUGCUGGGAUAAUGGACCCGGACUCCUGCCUAGUCUGGGAGGUGUCCCCCAGCACCCUGGCCCUGCCAGGCUGUCCCGAAGCUUUCCUUGUGACCCACAGCAGGGCACCCACCGGCUCUGGUCUGGGACUGCUGAGUGGCAGUGGCUCCAAGAAGCUGUGUCCUCAACUAACCUGGAAGGCUGUGUCUGCUGGAGCCAUGCCCUGGGACAGGCCGCCCUCAGGCCCCAGUCUGGACCACAGGGGCCCUGGGGUCCCAGAGGAAGACAGCCCCCCAUGGGUGCAUGGGGAGAGGCUGGCCUGUCCCCAGCUUAUGUGAUCCUGGGGCCGUCUUUGCCCUCCCCAGACCCUGGGGCCAGGAGGCUGGACUUUCCCAUACAGCUUGCUGGGCAAGGUGCUGGCUGCAGCUUUGAAGACCCAACAGCCCCUGGACUACACGGAAAGGAGGGGGUCCAGGCCUCAGGGCGGCACUUCUGGCUCCCCAAGGGCCGGGUGGGUGAGGACCUCUGACCUUGAGGACACUGGACUCAACCUGGCAAGAGCUGGGCACCCAAGCUGUUGGCGCUUCCCAGCCUGGCUGGUCACUCUGGAGGACACUGGUCUCUACCCUCGGGCUGGCUGUCAGGAGGUCUCCCAGGUCGGGGACUGUGCUGACAGGAAGCUGGCGUCACCGGGAGUGAAGGCCCUGGUGGCAGCAACACACCACCUGUGCCCCAUGCUUGAGACCUUUGGGGGUUCCCCGUCCCUACAGGGCUCCUUGGAUCCAACGAAGCACCCCCACUGUCCAUCCCCUGCCUGACCAUCCCCACAGAUGCCAGGAACUGACUCCUACCCCCAGGCUGGACCCCUUCCAGGGGCAGCGCCCAGGGGAAUAUUCCCAGAAUCCGUGGGGCAGGAGCCAGGGCUCUGGCUGCCAGAGGAAGUGGCCAUCCUCCAAGCUUCCUGUCGCUGGGAAAAGCCUGAUGGAGGCUAAGGUGCAUCGGGAGAGGCCAGCAGUCAAGAGUCACCUCCCUGUGCAUGUCAGCCACUCAGUUCACACGUUUCCAUGUGGCUGAGACCCCCACCCCUGCAGCCACACACCAGGGUACAGCUGCCAAGUUCACAUCAGACCCCCACACCCCCACUGCCGCUUGUCCCCUCUGCUCCACACACUCCCCACCACAUCAAGGUGGUUCUGGUCUGGUGGGCCCUGUGGGGCUGGCAGGAGACCCCAAGAGCCAGCCAGCUUAGUGCUCCCUGCUCAGUUUCUGGUUGGCGUGGCUUCAGGGGUGGGUAAGUUGGCGGAGCACCCCACUCCCCACCAAGCUCUGGGGUACCCUGGGAGCGGGGCUUAACCAGGGGGUGGGAUUCCCCCGAAGACCAGCCUGGCCUCCACUCCCACCCCAGCCUCAGCCCGGGGCCCCAGCAAUGUUUUCUUGUUGUACAAGAACCAGGUCCAAGUGCUGCUUCCUCUUCCUUCCGGAAGCCAAACUGCUCCUUUAUUUUUUAGAGCUGCUGAUUGUGAAUCUCAGAGUCCUAAGAGAAGCCAAAUAUAUUCCUCUUGUAAAUGAAGAAAUAAAGCUAUUUAAGUCA